AUGGCCGAUGCACCUAACGUCAAAACCUCAAUAGAGAAUAUUUACUCAAAUAACGAUUAACACAUUUAUUUUUGUUUAGAACGUGUAAAGCAUUGUUUAAGUGGCUGUGUAGUGUUAGUGUUAAAGCAUCAGUUAAUAUUAAAGAAGCCGAAGUAAUUCGUGUUUACUCGAGUACUGGACGGAAUUGAUCUGUUGAUUUUUAUGCACAAUGUGAGGGGCGUGUGGGUGCGCGGCGGGUGCGGGGGGGCAUGUGGGGCGCGGCGGCGGGCUGGUGGUGCGGCGCGCUGGCGGCCGCGCUGCUGCUGCUGCUGGUCGCGCUGCGCUGCCGCCGCCCAGGGCACAAGCAGAGCCACCUCGCGUGGCCGCACCGCCCGCUGCAAGUGCAUCAGGUGCACAUUGUAAGCAGUGGCAAAGCGUAUGUGUCGCACUUGACGAUCCCGGAGCCCCGCUGCGCGCACACUGAGCUGGCCGGAGCGCCACCCGACCCCGUGGUCACGGUCCCCUCGGACCCCCCGCCGUCUACACCUCGCACCGACCCGCCACAAAUCGUCAUAGUUAAAAAUUUUAAUCAAAACACUAUAGCUCACGAAGCUGCAAGCUCUGAGUCUCGACCUCCGCCCUUACCCCGUCUAUCGGCCCCCGAGCAUUGGCUCCAUAAACGCCCCUUUGACUACAAAUAUCCCUGCAUACCCCGACCUCUCACUCAACUAGUCAAUACCGAUCUUGGGGCAGACCUGUCCCGAGAAUCGAGAGCUAAGAAAUAUAGCGCUACAAGGUCUCCGUCUUUGGAGAAAGACGAUAAAUCGCCACUUGUUAGCGCUGGGACCCAUGUUGAAGUAUUUGGUUUCGACGAUUCCUCAGUUUCUAAGAUGAGUGAUUCGGGUGAUGUACCUUCAGACAUGUCGCCUAGCAAUUUAAGAAGAUUCCGAUCGGUAAGCACUCGUCUGAAUAUGUGCAGUGUGACUGAAACACCCCAUGUCGAUGGGAUUGAGAGAGUGGAAAUGCAAAAUUCACCAAGGGUUAUAGAAUGCAGUUCGGCAAAAGAUAAAUCUUCUGCAUCAAAAUUUGACUUCUCUCCGAAAUUAUUAGCUGAUACCAUAAGUUCUCCAAGAUUUUUUACUCCACCAGAGAUGACGUCACCUGCCUUUUUCGCUGAGCCGUCUCCGAAGUCUGUAUACUAUGAUACUGUAAGGUCACCAAAAUUCUUUCCCGAAACUCCUCGCGACGCUGAGGUGCCGCAAUCACCGAGAACGUUGAGCGAUCACAUUAAUAGAACUAACGGUCUAUGCGAUAAACCAGGUUCUCCAAAAUUCCUAACCCCUAGACCUAGCCCCAAAGUACACAGUUAUAAUAAGGAAAAUUACUUUACUUUCGAGCAAGGAGCUUUAGAAGAAGGAGCGGCGAGAGCAUCGCCUCGUCCGAAAAGAUACGGUGGAAGAUAUUCCAUUGAAAGGGAAAGAUUCACUCCUCCAGCUGAUAAAGAGGUGAAAAAAUACAAACGACACAAUAGUUGCGAUACUAAUAUUAAAAAUAACGAAGAAAUAAUGCCAAAGUAUGAGAAAAAGGAAACCAACUCAAAAUUGGAAGUUGUUGAAACCGACGUAGUAGAUUGCUGUGCCAAAAUCGAUUCAAUGCAAAUUGAAAUUAAGCCCGAAAUCGAAAAGACAAACGAACUGAUGCCUGUCGAAUCGAGUUCAGCGCAGGCUAGACGACAACGACUAAAAUCUAUCUCCUUGGAUUCUGACAAUGCAAAAAUUAUAGAACAAAAUUUAGGUUUACCCAUAGCUAAACAAAUGAAGGAUCAAAUGAACGAGGCGUAUAAGAACCAAGAGACUAGUACAUCGUGUGAAAAUAUGGAAAGACAUAGUACAAAAAAUUCUGGUGAAAGGCCAGCUUUUAAAUUUGAUGUGGAACAAAAAACUAAGCCAGUCGAACAAGAGGAGCCUAAGUCCCCCGAUGUUAUUCAGAGAAAAACUUUACGACAAAGUUCAGAUACUCAGUCCUUUUUGGAUAUGCCUCGUUUUUCCCCCAAAGAAUUUGAAAUUACUGUAACGUCAGAGGAAGGAUCGACAGUACCAGCUGAGACUCAAACAAAACGCAAAGGUAAAAACUUACGAAACCUGACAAUAGAUUUGUCCAUACGAGAUACCGAUUUAGAAAAAGAGUUACUGGAAUUUGAAAAAUUGUACACCGACGCCGCAGAGAAGAAAGUUAAAACGCCUACUCUGAAAGUAAAGGCGACGUCUUUAGACUCAUCCGAGUCUGUGAAUUUAUCUUUACCGCAAAAGAAGGCGCUGGAUGUGCCACAAAAUUCAAUAUCUGUACCGAAUACUCCUAAACGACAGUUAAAACGAAUACUCGCUCAAAGAAGUGUGAAACACGACGGUUCUGGGGGCAAGAUGGGGUAUAAUUCUUUGCAAUCGAAUGCUGAACAGAGACGGCUUUAUAUGAAAGGUCAAGACAGUGGAAUUUUCUUAAGAGAUAAUCAUGCCAGUCUUAUGUUAUACCAAGCGGGACCUUCCCGAGUGGGUUCACGGACUAUGGGCUCAUUUGAAGAAAAUACUAUGGAUUUUGUAGAAAAUGCGCCAGAGAUUAAUAUAUCAGGAGCUGAGAGCCGGCCAGGGAUAUAUGUAGACUCCGGCCAAACUCUUGGUUCAAAUCUUCUAAACUAUAAACAGAAUUUAAGUGUGUCAAGUACCAAUUUGAAAACUUUACCGGAAGGCGUUCCCUCUGACGACUUCGAACCGAGCAUUGGAGAUGAAAAGUUAAUUAAAAAACUUCAUAGGAGGAAUUCGAAUCAAAGUUUAAUGCUGAGCACACACAGCUUGCAGAGUUCCAAUUGCUCACUGAGCAGCGCUGGUGCCUCCGCUCAUAACUUAGGAACUGUUCGUACGAGUUUCUCCAAUUUCAGUUUAAAUUCAGAUAGCAGACAGAAGAUAUUAUCGAUAGAUCGAAGAGAUUCUAAUACAUCUCUUGUGAACGCCGAACAUUCGAGUAUUACACCAACAACGCGCGUCAUUUGCUCGUCAAAUACGAAUCUCUCUGGUGAGGUAUCGAAGAAUUGUCUAUUGCAAAGACGUGGCUCCAACAACAGCCUAACGCUAAACAUAUGCACGACCAACAACCUCAGCAGGCAUUCCAGCAAUAGCUCUUUAAAUAAAGAAGUAAAACUCGGACAGAAGAAAGGACUCUUAGAAAGAAGAAGUUCCAACACAUCUUUGACGCUUAACAUCAACACCUCUAAUCCACAAUUAUCGAGUAAUCGAGGUCUCAGUAUUUCAAAUUACAAUCUAAAUGGAUCUACAUGCAACCUCAGUAGGUACAACAGCAAUCACAGUAUCGACAAUGCUCCGACGGAACCUCGCAAAGGUAUCUUGGAAAGACGAAGCUCUAAUACUUCGCUCACUCUGAACAUUCAACCACAAGAACCACGGGACAUAGAAAUAGACGAAACACUAAUAGAUGGCAAUCUGAAAGAUCUUCCACAUAGGGACAGGCAUAGAAAAUCUUUGAGUACAGAAAAUUUGAUUCCGAAAUCAUACAAAAAUCGAUUGAAAUUACGCACAUCCGACAAAGGUGUUGGCUUCGGUUCACACGACAACCUGUGGUCGACAUCGUACACAUCUGAUCAAGAAUACACACAGAAUCUUACAUUCGUAUGUGGCGAUCAGGAAAAUGAAAUCAUAUAUGCUUUCGGUCGUCAAGAAGAUCCUAAUUAUCAACAAGGUUUCGUCAAAAAUAUAACAACCAAGCCUCUAAGUCCUCAAACUACGUCGGAAGAUUUUAGAUUAUAUUUGGCUAAUAUGCAGCAUUUACAGAACGCUUCUAGUGUAUUGACCCGUCAGCAGCUGAAAGAUUUGAAUGAUGUAUUUCAGAACGGGUACUCUAAGGUCAAAUGCCACAGUGCCGGCGAGGGUCAGCAUUGCUGUACUGGUCGCGUAGACUGCGACAUUGCGAAGGACAACCCUCAGAUGGUUUUACCAGAACCGGUCGCGACUCAACCUUGUUCUGAGUAUCAGAAGAUGUUGUUGAGGAAUUUGCAUCAAGAAUUUUGGGAUAUGCCAACGAAUUUUCAAGAAAAACCCAUUGUUUCCGGAUCACAUCCAAAGAAUAGAUACAAAACCAUUCUACCCAAUGAACAUUCUAGAUUUAUUCUGCACGCUGAUCCCGGUACCCUCGGGGAGGGUUACAUCAAUGCCAAUUAUAUUAAGGGGCAUGAGUAUACCAAAAACAGCUACAUCGCAACACAGGGACCUCUACAGAACACCAUUUACGAUUUUUGGAUGAUGAUCCGCCAGAACAUUACAGAUUUCCUCAGCCAAAAACCAGAUAUAUCUCCCGAUGUCGCUAUUCAGAAGAUUGUAAUGCUGACAAACUUCAUAGAGAACAAUAGACAGAAAUGUGAAAAAUAUUUCCCAUUGGAAUUGAACGAGGAAUUAACGAUAACAAGCCCAGAGUUGACUGAUACGAGUUUUUUCAGCGAAACGGAACCUACGAAGAGGAGUUUUGUUAUUAAAAACAGCGGUCUAGUGAAAAAGGCCGGUUAUACUAUUCGAAAGUUAACGGUUAAAUAUUUGGAUUCUAAAAGUGUAGAGUGUGUCAGUGAUUUAACUGUGUACCAUUACUGGUUCCACAAUUGGGCGGACCAUAAGUGCCCCAAGGAUGUGAAUGCGUUAUUAAAUCUAAGCUUAGACGUAUUAAAAGACCAAAUGUAUACUUUUAGUGAAAGUGAUAACGAGAAAGACGAACAGUGCCACUGCAAUGAUAGCCCGAAGCCGGAUUCUAAGUUUGUGUUUCCUCCGCUAGAGGCCGCGAGUGUACCUUGUCCAGUUACUGUAAAAGUUUCGUCUCCCCUCGAUCUUAAUAUGGAGAAUAACUCCCCGCCUACAAUAGUACAUUGUUCUGCUGGUAUCGGUCGUACUGGUUGCCUUAUUGCUAUUCUAAAUGGUAUAAAGCAAUUGACGAACGAACAGAAAGUCGAUGUGUUAGGUAUAGUUUGCAAUAUGAGGUUGAAUAGAGGCGGCAUGGUACAGAACUCUGAACAAUAUGAGCUCAUUCAUAAAGUCUUGUGUCUGUUCGAGCAGGCGUGUUUACCAAGCUUAUAGCUAGAAUAUAUCUGUUAGAUAUUACGAAACUGAGUAACAGUUGAUUACUAUUUAAUUUAUAAUGUUAUCUAUAAUUUCGGAUUAUUCCCGACCGUCACCCCGCUCUGUCCCCACUUGAGAAUAACAUUUUUCAUCCGUCCCACCUUUUAGUCCAACUAUUACCAUUAAGGUGACGGAACGGUUAUGGAACGGUCCCUUCGCCGCAAAACGGGACGGAUGACACUUUUUAUUCUCAUCUGUCUCCACGUGGGGAUAGAGCGGGGUGACAGUUGGGAAUAAUCCAUAAUUUAUUCGUGGAAUAAUAUGUAUAUUUGUUAGAUACAUUUUUGAGUAUUUCCUAUAUAAAAGUUUAAUACUAUUAAUUUAUGAAUUAUCGACAAAUGGUAGGUUAAGGGAAUGUUUAUGAUGAUCCAUUUAUUUGUAUAAGUUCCAUUCUCGAUAGAUUUAUGAAGAUUGAUAGAAUAUAUUUACAAAUGGAUGAUUAAGUUUGAUUGAGACUCCCGUUAGUUCCUAGGUGGUCAUCUGUAUCAAAUCUAUUUUAAACAAGUUUUUUAGAUAAAUUUGGAAAACUUUAUACAAUAUCAAAAAUUUAGAUUGGUAAUAUUUUAUACUUCAUUAUCAAAAAUAUAGUAUGCUACUAAUAUCUGGGACCCUAGCACGGAAAUUUGCGAAAAUUAUUCGUAACGUAGACAAAAUGUAUUAAAUUAGUGUAGCGCCCCCAUCGGACGUAAAUUUUAAACAAAUUUUGUCGAUUACUGUACGGAUACUUUCUCGGGAAUUUUCGUGCUAGGCUUCUGAUACCAGAUUCAAAUAAAUUCUGUGAUAAAUUACAAAGCGCGAGAUAUUCUAAAUUUUCUGAUGUAUCCUAAAAAAAUUAAAUUAAGCUCACUUUUAUUUUCUUCCCUCAUUGUUAGUUCAUAUUUUUUGUAAAUAUUUUCUAUUGAUUUUUAAAUGCAUCUAAAUAUUGUAUUGUCUUUAUAGUAAAUAAUUUAUUUGCCUUUGUGGUACAUACCUUUAUUCUGAAAACAUAUAUUAAAAACCUACUUUUGUAAGCCAUAUAAAAUAGAUUUGUCUGUGGAAAUGCUAGGCGUGAAAAGAAAAAUUUAAUCUUUCCUUAUAGAUUUAUAUAAGGUUUCUAUUCAUAAUAAAUCACAUAUAAUCACUAAAUACAAUAAAAACAAGACAAUUCACGUGGCAUUUAUGAUGUCAUUAUACAUUUAUAAAGGUGUUAAUAUAUUGUUUCGCGUAUUGUAGCCGUUAAAUCUUUAUGACGCAAAGAAAAGUUAGUGACGUCCAUAUUAUCGAUAACUAAUAGUCGACAAUUUACACAUGAAAUAUUAAUUUGUGUGUGCGUUGAAUAUAAGACAGUACAACUCUUUAAAAUCUUUCAAAACUGAUUAUUAAAUUGUAUUAACUCUUGCUAUCAUCUUCACGUCAUUAUACAACCCACUAAAGGGCUAGAAGUCUACCUGGAAGCCAGUGUUGGUUGACUUAACAUGUCUGAAUUUCUGCGCGAUGUGUGCAAUUAUCUGUGUUAAUUUAAAUUAAUUUACUAACCGAACCUUUCAAAAUUAUUUGCGGUCAAAUUAUUAAUAACCAUUAACUUUCGAUAUAGUAUCGAUAAUAUUGCUUCGCCACGUCCCUAAAGAUUUGUUUACUAUACCAUCACCGCACUACCGUAAUCGUCAUGCGGUUGAUAAUUCGCGAAUAAAUACUAAUCGAAAACAAUUUCGUCUUUUGUUACUUAUUUAGAUGUUUAAUUAGAGAAGUUUGCACGCUUUUACCUGACUGAGAAGGGUAGGUAGCGUAGUAGGUUUGAUUUUUCUUAUGUAGGUACAGUUGGGAAAACUGGCGGUGUCCCACCUCGAAAGUUACAAUCGUUUGAAAAUUUAGCAACGCGACGAGGAACAGAAACCAAUAUAACGCAGCUUAGAAAUGUACGAAAAAUUACACACUGCUACCUAAUUUUGUAGAAAGAGGCGAAAUUUUUCUUUUUGCAUUGAACUAGGCAAUUUUCUAUGGAACAUCAAGGAUUUCCGCGAAUGAACGUAUGUAACUUUGUGAAGAUCUAGUUUGCUUCUAGCUUGUGAAGACACCGAUAGCCAAGUGCAGUGUCAUUUGAAUCAUUGUCACCGGAGGGUCACAGGGAAAAUAAUAUUGGUA
Papilio polytes (common Mormon) is the source of this 7268-nucleotide messenger RNA. RefSeq lists its product as uncharacterized. The record is from RefSeq and is a predicted model, not a curated record. Gene Ontology annotation, molecular function: protein tyrosine phosphatase activity. Gene Ontology annotation, biological process: protein dephosphorylation. The coding region runs from base 249 to 5105 and encodes 1618 amino acids. NCBI's taxonomy places the organism in Eukaryota, Metazoa, Arthropoda, Insecta, Lepidoptera, Papilionidae. The transcript has 4 exons.